ACUGCAAGAUGGCUGCGCCCUGUGAUCAAUGGAAUUCCAGAGAGUUGAUUCCUCCACCCACUAAUUUCCUGAGAAUUAACUUAACAAGAUUGAAAGAUGGUGAGCAUUCACACUCCAAUGAUUGUUUGAAAGCUACAUUACAUUCCAUUUACAAUGGCAAGGAUCUCAAUGGUUCACUGCUGAAAGGGGAGCUAGUCACACUCUCUCGUUUCCUCUACAAAAAUAAGAAUUCCCAAAGGAGCUGGAAAUUGUAUGGACUACUUGUGAAGUUGAAAAAAUGUCUGGAAAGAUUAGCAGAGACUACAAUACACUCCUAUGCAGGCACUAUGCUAUCAGCUUGGGAUAGUUCCCUUGAGCCAUCGACCCCUGUAACCAGUUUUCCAAGUAGGCAAAUGCUGGAGUACUUAUGUGUGAGUCUCCAAGGAUGUGCCAAGCUCUGUAUCUUCCUAGCAUCUCUGUGUGAGCAAGCUGCACUCAUCAUGAUAGAGACUAUACAUAGUGGGAUGUUCCUGAGCAGCAACCUAGUCUUCCUGGCCAUUGUCAGUCGUGUCAGAGUCUUGAUUUGUAAUUUCUACAAAUCGGCAGUGGGAUGGUAUGAUAAUCUCAUAGCAGUGAGGUCUUCUUUGCCCUCUACAAAUUCUGAAUGGCUUCUCAAAGACACCCAGCUUCCCUCAUCCCUGACAGAAUGGCUAGGAAACGAGGCUACAAGACUUGCCUUAGAUGUCACAAGCUCAAAGAAUGCUUCUGAUGCCAGUCUGCUGGACAGGCUCUUCGAUACUAGUCUAGAGGUCAGUAUGGACACGGGAGACGGAGGAGAGAGGGAGGUCACUGCAGUCAGUCAGCUAUCAACAAAUACAGCUGUAACAAUACCAGAUCUUGGAGAAAAAUUGAGUCGAGCAGACUUGGCCUCAUUGGUGAUGGCAAGAAGUAAGCAGGGAUAUAAUCCUCAAGUCUCACCAAGAAAACAAGAUGGAGCAUCCAAGAAAGGGAAGGUGAAUGACAGAAUGACAUCACCCAGAAAGAGAAGGAGAACAAAAGCGCGUAGAUCAUGGCAUCAUACAGAGGAAGGACAAUCUCCAAAGGUUGUGAAGCAGAAGCUAAAAGUAAAAGGAUUUGGCUCAAAAUUAGGAUGGCCUACAAAGAAGUUUAAUAUUGGCUCAGUUCCUAGGUACGGUCAUUUGACAGAUAAUAUAUUUACUGGCAGUUCAAAGACACAAAAAAGAUCUCGGAACAGAAGCAAGCCAAAGGGAUUGGCAAGCUCCAUUCUAACCGCUAUGACAGUUCAGAGAGGUAAAGUUUGUAGAAGAACUUCUGUAAGCCAGAGGUUAGGGAGUUCUUCUUACUUUCGACGUAGCUUGUCUUCGGAGAGUACAUCAUCAAAUCACUUGGAUGCCAUCCAAAACCCUGAGAGAGGCAAGAGGCUACAGCAGCAUAUCACUAAGGUAAAGCAGAGAAAGAAGAGAAGUAGGUCCGGGGAUAAAAGCAGUGAUUGGAAUAGUCUAGUCAUCAAGAAUACUGCUGUGUCCAGUACUCCUAGCUCAGCAAUCCACACUGCUGCAGGUCCUUCGCACAAUUCAGGAAAUGGUUAUCGUAGGGAUCAUCCAGAAUUGUUCAGUUCUUCACCCAGUCACAUCUCAACCUUGAACAGAGGAAGACAAACAAAAGCAAGCAUGUCUUCUAUCACCCAGCCAUCUGCAGUGGAUACCACAAGCUACAGAGGCAGACAUUCAGCGCACCAAACAAGAAACAAACCAAAAGCAUCAAGUAAUAUAGCCAAAGAGCAAGGUCUUCCAGACAGCAUGUUGCCUUCCAGCAGGUAUGAGCCAUCUAAAGUCAGCACAGUGCAAGGCUCUACAUCAAAGUCAGCGGGAACAGUAAGCAUGCUGGGUACGGAGCCUAAACUUACUAAGAAGCGAAAAAUUGUGAAAAGAUUGAAGAAGUUGAAACAGACGUUCCUAGGGAAGAACAGAGCUGUAGGUAGAAUGCAAACUGUACCAGACAGUACACUGUACUAUGCAAAUCAAAUGAGCAUCCCAAGAAACGGUCCAAUGCGGAUUCCACAGCAUCAGCAGUACGACCUUCCUCACUUUGGGGAUCAACGUCAGCAUCAUCAUCACCAAUACAGCAUGGAGCAACAUGAUCACCAUAGCAACAAGCAGUGGAAGCAUGUUGAUUACAGUGAUCACCACGGUCACCAACAAGUACAAUUAUUACCAAAUGUCAGACACAAUUUGAGUCACAAGAUAUUCAAAAGGAAGGGACAGAAGAGUCACGAAACUUUAAUACCCAAGCAAGAAUUGGUAGUUGAUCAGAAUAAGGGAAACAAUAAAGACAAGGGAUAUACCAACCAUGAUAUGGAUUCCAUAUUUUCAAGUCUGCUUUGAUCAUAGACAAACAGGGCUCUCAAAGGUAACAUGAUGUUACAACUUGUGCUCCGGCAAUUUCUAACUCAAGUUGAAUUCCUGGCUUUAACUCAGGACCAAAUAUUUUAUCUAACCCUAAUCAAGCUAUCCCUAAACUACUUGUAAAACCCAGUCGCUACUCAUCUCUGAUUUUUGCUCGAAAAUACUUGAAAAUUGAAAGGGUGACUAAGUAAAACGUAAUUAACUUUGUAUCAAAUGUACCUGUAAUCACUAAUGUAGUUAUCUUGGACUUUCAUGAAAAUGAUGACAUUGAAAUGCAAGUGAAUCAACGUCUCUAUUUUUUUAGGCCUAAUCAAGAUUUCUAUCAAGAAAGGCAUUAUUUCAAAGAAAGCUGGAACAUCAUCGUCAAAAUUUCAGUGGUUAUGGAAAUGAAAAUAAAAUCAUUAGAUAUAUUCUAGAGAAGUAUGUUAUGGAAACAGUAGAUAUCAACCUAACAUUCAAACUAUGUUAUUGGUGUAAUUGUGUACCUUACAAGUCUGUUUGCCUCUUUUUCCCUGGUAGAUACUGCUGGCAUAAUUUUUGUUUUCUUCAAUUUGUCUAUUCACUUCAAUUUGUCUAUUCACUUCAUGUUAAGAUGGCCAAUUUAGAACCUCAACCUGAACCUCAUUAUCUAUUGGAUUAAACUGAUAUGAAAGGGUUUCAAGAUUAAUUAUCAUACACUUUGGAUCACAACAAAUCUGAGAAAGUUAUUUUGUAACUUUUUUCUAACUUUCAUAACUUGAGAAUCAUUAAUGGAAUUUUAAAAACUAUGAGAAUAGAAAUAUGAUUUCACAGUAUUUUGAAUUAAAAGGGUUCAUAGCCUAUACAUGUAGUUGUAAAAUAAACAUACUUUGUUCAAGCUAUAGCUUACAAGAACUAUUGAAGCAAUUAAUCUUAAGCAAAUUUUACUAUAGUAAAUAUAAGCUUAGUAUUUAACCCUUUAAUUGCUCCAUUUUUCAGAGAAUCUAAGAAAUAAAAUAUUGUCUGUUUGGAAUAAGAAAUGCCCAGUCACAAAAUUUAAACUAGUCUUACAGAAUAGUGAAAGCUGGAAUGAAAACAUGUACCAAACCAAACGGGGAAUCCUCCAUUUGCAGUAGUACAUACUUGUUUUAUUUCAUUAUUAUGUAUCCUGAAUAUAUGUAUCUUGAUUUAUCAUACUAGUAAGCAUCCAUGCAUUAUGUCCACAAGUGAGAGAAUAUAGGGACAUUAUUUAUAUUCACAAUUGCCAAUAUAGCUUUGAGCUAAUACCAGAGAUGAAAAGUGUAGGAAAAUCAUGAUUCAUAGAAUAAAAUGUAAGACAUGUA
Molecule: messenger RNA, 3706 nt
Organism: Strongylocentrotus purpuratus (purple sea urchin)
Lineage: Eukaryota; Metazoa; Echinodermata; Echinoidea; Camarodonta; Strongylocentrotidae
Exons: 9
Coding region: 9-2384 (791 amino acids)
Biological process (GO): positive regulation of Notch signaling pathway
Cellular component (GO): nucleus
Source: RefSeq, a predicted model, not a curated record